AUGAACCAAACAUUUGAAUCAACCACCCAAUCCCCAAACCUCACCAAAUUUGGAGAUCUGCCAAGCUGGUUUGAUGAGGCUGAAAAAAAAUUAAAUUUUGUUCUGGCGAUACUUCAAUUCUUUGGAUUUGGAAUUAACCUGGUUCACUUUUCAAUUUUGAGUAGAAAACAUUUAAGAACCAAUUCAGUCUACCGACUUAUGAUUGGAAUUUGCUCGUGUGAUAUCAUAUCACAUACUCUAACAUUUCUCGCAUUUUCUCCUUUCUGGAUUCGUGAAGUUCGGAAAAAGAACCAGGAAUGUUUUUUAACUAUGACCUAUAGGGAUGCUGUUCUACUACUCUACCCGGUUAUCGUCCUGGAUAUCACUCAACGGAGCUCAUCGUGGCUUGCCGUACUGAUGGCUCUGUAUAGAACUCUAUCGGUCAAGUAUCCAAUGAGCACAAAAAUGCACAAAGUUUCAAAUCCAAAGUGGGCAUUGUGGACGAUUAUUGGAGUGUUGGUAGUUAAUACUGCGUGGACUUUAGUAGUUUUUGGAAGACAUAAAAUUGACGGAAGGAAUAUUGACUAUGAUUGCGAUGGUAACGAAGUCCACCUUUCCCAGCUCCGUUUCAUGGUUCUGGUCGACACCUCCCUUGAACACCUCCAUAGCAUCAUAACCUCAAUAUACGGAAUCAUCAAAGCCCUCCCAUCCCUUAUAGAUCCGAUUCUCACUGUUUUGUUGAUAAUUGAACUGCGUAAGGCCUCAAAACGAAGGAAAAAUAUUGGAAAAGAAGAUUGUGGAAAGUCAGAUAACACUACCAAAUUGGUACUUUUUGUGACCAUCUCAUUUUUCAUACUGGAAGUUCCCAAUGGGUUUGCCCAUGUUACCGCGGGGGCUUUUCACGGAAACCCUGGAAUUCUAACAAUUUCGUAUAUGAUUCAAGUUUUUGCCGAAAUUCUUCCAGUGUUCAAUUCAUCCUCUCAUAUAUUCAUUUGCCUUGCCAUGUCGUCCCAGUAUAGAGAAACAUCAUGUGAGAUUUUCUGUGGAGAAAAGUCGAAAACACAGGUAGUGGGAAUUUACCAAAAAAUACGUUAUUAUGUUUCUAAUAUGAUUACAGAUCAUUAA
Caenorhabditis elegans is the source of this 1104-nucleotide messenger RNA. RefSeq names its product G-protein coupled receptors family 1 profile domain-containing protein (gene srw-4). Gene Ontology annotation, biological process: signal transduction; G protein-coupled receptor signaling pathway. Bases 1 to 1104 code for a protein of 367 amino acids. NCBI's taxonomy places the organism in Eukaryota, Metazoa, Nematoda, Chromadorea, Rhabditida, Rhabditidae. Gene Ontology annotation, cellular component: membrane. The record is from RefSeq and is marked reviewed. Gene Ontology annotation, molecular function: G protein-coupled peptide receptor activity; G protein-coupled receptor activity. The transcript is spliced from 2 exons.